UCCAGUGGACUAGACCUCAUGAUCAUAUGUUCCAGACUAUAUAUUUAACAUCCGGUUCUCUUCAAAGUAUUUGAAUUCGGUCCAAGAAGCAGACGGCAAUCAGUGUUGCGUGCUGCACAACCCACAAAACACAUAACGACCGGACAAAAAGGACACGAUGCACUCCUCGCUCAUGGGCCUCGUGGCCGCCGCCGCCGCUGUGGUCGCCACGGCGGUCCCGCGGCCGCCUCACAGCCACGCCGUGGCCGGCACCGGGGCGGUCAAGUGUCCGCUGGUGUUCGACGGGCGCGUCAAGGCGGCGACAGAGCUGUCCGACUUUGACAGCUACGGCACGUCGCUAUUCAACCCGGACUAUGUCAAGGGCCAGAGCCUCAAAUGGAGCGACAUCAUCAAGUUUCCCGCGAGUGCCGGCAGCGCGCGCUUCGACGACGCCGCCCAGCACAAGCCCUUCGAGGUCACCAUCAGCGACUCGAGCAUCUUCCAGACCCAGAAGGGCUUUCGCCGUGCUGGCCUGCAGUUCCAGGGCGACACCAACAACGACAGUCCGGCCACGAAAGGCAUCAAGACGAUCCACUUCAGCGUCAAGUGGGAUGCCCAGCGGGCGCUGAAUCUCAGCCACGAGUAUUUGAACGUCUGGCAUGAGGCCGCCGACUACUCGGCGAAUCAGUUCAACUUCGAGGCGGGCGCCAUCCUGGGGCAGUCGGGCCUCGCGCGGGACACCUGGAAGGUGCUUGACCGCAAGAACAAGCAGAUCUGGUCGACGCCGAUCCUCAAGACGGACUGGCAGAACUUUGCCAUCACGCUGGACUUUAACAAGAAUACGCUCCAGGUGUACUACUCCAAGGGCGACGACGCGCUCAAGAGCGUCACCAGCGCCGUGUCCAACGACAACUCGGGCGGCGGGCAGUACCAGAUCGGAAUCCUGAAGAAGCCCACUGGCACGAGCGACGUAGUCAAUGCCGGCUAUCAAGAAAGCCGGCUCAACGAAGGCCUCAUCUACGGGAGCUUGUUUAUCGAGGACAGCGCCAGCGCCUGUAUUUCCUUGUAGAUAGAACUGGGCGUCGAUUGUUGUGUGAGACUCCUCGAUCUACCCGAGUCCCAACGGCAGCAUCCCGUACAUGUACAGGGCCCGAGACUUGUGUUGGCCUUUCAAAAAAGAAUAAAUAUUCCAUUAUUAGCCGACAUAUUUCCUCAGUGGAAACAAAUAGGUCUGUCUAGAUCGACACAAAUUGUGCCCCAC
This is a messenger RNA of Lasiosphaeria miniovina, 1240 nucleotides long. RefSeq lists its product as uncharacterized. The transcript is spliced from 3 exons. Lineage: Eukaryota; Fungi; Ascomycota; Sordariomycetes; Sordariales; Lasiosphaeriaceae. The record is from RefSeq and is a predicted model, not a curated record. Bases 158 to 1048 code for a protein of 296 amino acids.